Oncorhynchus keta (chum salmon) is the source of this 2111-nucleotide messenger RNA. RefSeq names its product trichohyalin-like. Lineage: Eukaryota; Metazoa; Chordata; Actinopteri; Salmoniformes; Salmonidae. The transcript has 4 exons. Bases 548 to 994 code for a protein of 148 amino acids. The record is from RefSeq and is a predicted model, not a curated record.
UUUAUAUGUCUGUGUAUUGUUGUGAAUUAUUAGAUAUUACUGCAAUGUUGGGAGCUAGAAACACAAGCAUUUCGCUGCACCCGCAAUAACAUCUGAAAAACAUGUGUAUGCGACCAAUGACGAUUUGAUUUGAUUUGAUUGAUCCUGUCAGUGAACGUGAGAGGAGUUAAGUCGACAGUAAAGAGGAUUAGGAAACAGCCGUCGUCUUUGUCUUGAAAAUGAUCUUCAAAGUCAUUUUUCUUGUUGCCAAUCAUGACUGUGUUCCUCAUCUCCAGGUGUUUGAGCAGUUUGUCAAAGUGAGGAUGAAGGAAGAACACAAGGAGAAACAGAGAAAACUGCUGCAAGCAAAAGACCAGUAUAGAAAACUUCUAGAGGAGUCGAAAAUCACAUCCAGGUCAACUUUCAAAGACUUUUCUGUUAAGUAUGGCCGUGACCAGCGCUUCAAGCAAGUGCUGAAGAAGAAAGACCAAGAGCACUUCUUCAACCAAUUCAUCAAUGGGUUAAAGAAGAGAGAUAAAGAGAACCGCAUGAGGCUGAGGAAGAUGAGAUGAGGAGGUAUGAGGCUGAGGAAGAUGAGUUGAGGAGGUAUGAGGCUGAGGAAGAUGAGAUGAGGAGGUAUGAGGCUGAGGAACAUGAGAUGAGGAGGUAUGAGGCUGAGGAAGAUGAGUUGAGGAGGUAUGAGGCUGAGGAAAAUGAGAUGAGGAGGUAUGAGGCUGAGGAGGAUGAGAAGAGGAGGUAUGAGGCUGAGGAGGAUGAGAUGAGGAGGUAUGAGGCUGAGGAGGAUGAGAUGAGGAGGUAUGAGGCUGAGGAAAAUGAGAUGAGGAGGUAUGAGGCUGAGGAAGAUGAGAUGAGGAGGUAUGAGGCUGAGGAAGAUGAGAAGAGGAGGUAUGAGGCUGAGGAGGAUGAGAAGAGGAGGUAUGUGGCUGAGGAAGAUGAGAAGAGGAGGUAUGAGGCUGAGGAAGAUGAGAUGAGGAGGCAUCAGGCUGUGAAAUAGGCCUCUCAGAAUACAGAAUAGCAUGAAUGGAUAGAUAGAGCUGUCUGAUAAAUGAGACGGCAGUUUCAUGGGGAACAUAAAGAAACAGGUAUCAGGAUCCCUGUGGAAUCAGUCUAAAAGAGGAGAAAGCAGUCAGUCAUUUGCCUCCAGAUUUACAGUCAGCUGGGUCAGAGAUGGCUUGGCUCCACAUGCUAAGCAGGUAAUCCAGCUAGCUCUCAGAAAUGGAAUACUGUUUCAUAUUGAAGCUACUGUAUAUAUUGAAAUUCAACAUUUCUCAUGUUUUGAGUCACAGUGACAAACAUGAAUUGAGCAUCAUUUCUGUAUUUAUUUUGUGUUAUCACAUGACCUGUAUGGAGAUAUCAAUGUGUGUACACAAUCACACAGCCCAAUGCACAAUUCUAAAAGACAUCAUGUACAUAUACAGAAAACAAUCCUGCAAAGCAAUUGGUAUUUUCUAACUAUUUCAAACAAGGUUCUCCACAGCAUCUGUGAGAAUCAAUGGAUGGUAAUUGUGUAUUGAUGGAUUUUGUAAAUGUCCCCCCCCAAAAAAAAAUAUGUUGUGUUUAUUAUGAUGUGGGUUCUUCUUAUGAUGUAAAAGGAUAAGUUAUUGUUGCUUAUUUGUCAUUUAAACCGUCGUUAAUGUAAAAGUCAUACGUAGUGCAUUCUCUCUGUAACAGGUCGAAGACGUUAUGUGAAGAUUCUAAAGGAAGAUUCUAAAGGACUGUUCAUUUGGUUCUGAACAUUGGGAUUUUACAGAUAAUAUAGUUUACUGUACAAAACAGUGUCUUUAAAAUGUGUGUUAUAUGUUGUUUUUCUCAUUUAUUUAUUUGAAUUUAAACAUGCAAUGUUUGUGGGAUUGUGAGUUGGAUUAAUUAAAACCUUCUAAAAUGAACCUUUUCGGUCAGCUGGGUUCUUCUCAAAUGAUACAAUAGCUUUCAUAAUUAGAUGGAGAACAAGACCUUUUGGGGUCCUCCCAUAGCAUCUUCAUAACCACAAUAUGCAUGGAUGAGCACAGUAGAAUGGAGUUUGAAGAUUGACAAUGCAUAUCACAUAUAAUCUAAGGAUGGACCCUAGAAGUGUAUCUCUAGCUCUGUUUAUACCUGGUGCCAACAUGUGG